AUGGUCUCCAACGCUCAAAAAACCUUCAAACUCUCUACUGGUGCUCAGAUCCCUGCCAUUGGCCUGGGAACUUGGCAAGACGAGUCUGCCCAAGAGGCAGCAGUCCUUGUAGCCCUCCAGGCAGGAUAUCGCCAUAUUGACACGGCAAGAUGCUAUGGUACUGAGGUUGCUGUCGGUAAAGCUAUUAAGCAAAGCGGCAUACCCAGGAGCGAGAUUUUUGUUACCAGCAAGCUGUGGAACAACAAGCACCAUCCUGACGAUGUUGGUCAGGCACUGCAGGCCAGCUUGGAUGAUUUGGGUAUGGAAUACCUUGAUCUAUUCUUGAUGCACUGGCCUGUUGCCUUCAAACGUGGAGAUGAUCCAUUCCCAUCUGACAAAGACGGGAAUCUGAUAACCGAAGACAUUGACUACCUCGAUACCUACAAGGCAAUGGAAGGCCUUGUCAAAUCCGGUAAAACUAAAGCUAUCGGGGUUUCCAACUUUUCCCAACAGGAAAUCGAGCGUAUCCUUACGAAUGCGACGAUCAAACCAGCCGUUCACCAGAUGGAGAUGCAUCCCUGGCUCCAGCAAAAGGAUUUCUUUGAAUUCCACCGGAAGCAUGGCAUUCAUGUGACGCAGUAUUCACCAUUCGGCAACCAGAAUGAAAUCUAUGGUUCUCGCGAGGAACAUGGUCAGCUGGUAAAUGAUAAGACCUUGGUCGAGAUCGGAAAGAAGUACGGAAAAACUUCGAACCAAGUCGCACUCGCCUGGGGUAUCGCACACGGCCGUUCCGUCAUCCCGAAAUCAAAGUCGCCAGAGCGGAUCACACAAAACUUUGAUAUCGCCUUCGAGCUUGAACCUGAAGAUAUCGAAAAGAUUAAUUCGAUCGACAAGAAGAUCCGGUUCAAUGAUUCGAGCAAAGACUUUGGCUACGAGCUCUUCACUGGUCUUGACGGGAAGCAAAAGUGA
Molecule: messenger RNA, 948 nt
Organism: Penicillium mononematosum
Lineage: Eukaryota; Fungi; Ascomycota; Eurotiomycetes; Eurotiales; Aspergillaceae
Product: aldo/keto reductase
Exons: 4
Coding region: 1-948 (315 amino acids)
Cellular component (GO): cytosol
Molecular function (GO): aldose reductase (NADPH) activity
Source: RefSeq, a predicted model, not a curated record